Mercurialis annua (annual mercury) is the source of this 2516-nucleotide messenger RNA. RefSeq names its product protein MICRORCHIDIA 6. NCBI's taxonomy places the organism in Eukaryota, Viridiplantae, Streptophyta, Magnoliopsida, Malpighiales, Euphorbiaceae. The transcript has 20 exons. The record is from RefSeq and is a predicted model, not a curated record. Gene Ontology annotation, molecular function: ATP hydrolysis activity. Gene Ontology annotation, cellular component: nucleus. Bases 210 to 2177 code for a protein of 655 amino acids.
GGUUAGAGUAAAAAAAAUAUAGAUCUCAAAAAAAAAUUCAUACAAAUAGUGGCACAAAAAUCGAAAUUUGAGCCCAGAUCUCUGCUUUCAAGUUGUGAGUUUAAGGAUUAAGGUAUUUGGCAGGAGCUAUUGCGAGUUUUCUAAAUCUCACAGAUUUGCCACCUUUGAAUCCUUUUACCCAACUUCAGUAGCAUCCUACAGAGGUGGACAUGAAAGAUAUUAAAGAGGAGUCGAAUUUUUUUAUGAAUGGGCUACAAAAAAAUCACAAGAGCCUUGAAGUUUUGAAGUAUGAGAGGUCUACGGACCAAACUACAAGGCGUGAAUUUGGAAAUGCCAUAAGUACCGGUCAAAGUUGCUCUAGUGUGUUGGAGCAAGGACAAUCUCCGAUGGAUGACACUGUCAUUUCAUCCGCUUCAUCCAUAUGUCCAGCACCUGUUUGUCGUCAAUUUUGGAAAGCUGGGAACUAUGCGGAUGGUCUUGGUUCCAAGGUUUCAAUUCAAAAUGGCAAAAAUAAUUUCCACGUCAGCCCUAUGUUUCUUCAUUCAAAUGCUACUUCGCAUAAAUGGGCGUUUGGUGCCAUAGCAGAAUUGCUUGAUAAUGCAGUUGAUGAGAUCCAAAAUGGAGCCACUUCUGUCAUUGUAGAUAAAAUCUCAAAUCCAAGGGAUGGUAGUCCAGCGCUGUUGAUUCAAGAUGAUGGUGGUGGAAUGAACCCUGAAGCGAUGCGGCAGUGUAUGAGUUUUGGGUUUUCAGAUAAAUCCAAAUCAGCCAUUGGACAAUAUGGUAAUGGCUUUAAGACAAGCACUAUGAGACUCGGAGCAGAUGUUAUUGUUUUUAGUCGCCAUCUGCGUAAUAGGGUGUUGACUCAAAGCAUUGGACUCCUAUCUUACACUUUUUUGACACAAACAGGCUAUGACAGGAUAGUAGUGCCAAUGGUUGAUUAUGAGUUUAACUCAGCAACUGGCAGUUUCGAAUUUUCAAAUCGGUGUAGUAAAGAGCUUUCUAUGUCAAAUCUUUCUUUGCUGUUACAGUGGUCUCCAUAUUCAACAGAAGAGGAGCUUUUGAAGCAAUUUGAUGACAUUGGAUCUCAUGGCACAAAAGUAAUAAUAUAUAAUUUGUGGUUCAGUGAUGAUGGGAUAUUGGAGUUGGAUUUUGAUACGGAAUCUGAGGAUAUUCGUAUUAGUGGGGACAUCAAACAGGUAGAGACUUCUCUUGCUUGGAAGAAGAUUAAUGAACAGCACAUUGGCAACCGGUUUCGUUAUUCCCUCCGAGUGUAUAUUUCCAUCUUGUAUUUGCGUAUACCUGAAACAUUCAGAAUUAAAUUGCGGGGAAGAAUUGUUGAGCACCAUAAUCUUGCCAAUGAUCUAAAAUUUCCAGAAUUCAUCUUGUAUAAACCUCAAAGUGGUGGAGUUUUGGAGGGUCAAGUCAUAACUACUAUAGGAUUUUUAAAAGAAGCGCCACAAAUCAAUCUCCAUGGUUUCAGUGUCUACCACAAAAAUCGGCUAAUUCUGCCAUUUUGGGCGGUUGUGAAACAGUUUGGAUGGGACUGUCGUGGUAGAGGAGUGGUCGGUGUUCUGGAAGCAAACUUUAUUGAACCUACACAUGAUAAACAAGAUUUUGAGAGAACUUCCCUUUUACAGAAACUUGAAAGUCGCUUGAAAGACAUGACACAUGAGUACUGGUAUCACCAUUGUGGGCUAAUCGGGUACAAAGUGAUUAAAAAGAUGCCCAAACAAGAUUCUCUUGGUUUUGCACAUGGUAAAACAAAGCCUGUUAAAUUGAAUCACGGAUCUUCUGUCCCUAGCAGUGGAAAAGUGUCACCUGCUGCAGUGUUAGGCAUGAAAAGGAAAGAGCAUGAUGAUUUGGUUGAUGCUGAAGAUAUGAAAAAGCAUGCUCGGACUGGUGUUAAUGGCACUGUUUCAGGCCAGAGUUUCGGAGCACAGACUGUGGAUAUCGCAAAUCAGUCGAAAUACCAGGGUCAUGAAGCUCUAGUCUUGACGCAGGAAAACAAGAAACUUCAAGCACAAUGCGAUGAAUAUGAGAAGACGGAAAAGGAAUUGGAGAUGAAGAUAACACAACUUAAAAUUGCGAUAGGAGGAGUCCAAUGUGAAUAUGACAGACUCAUAGCCGAGCUAACGGCAUUGGAUUCGGUAAAGGAGGAAAAGCUUGUAAAUAUGUAAAUUCAGGCUGUAGCGUCGCAUCAUUUUUUUGGUUCACGGAGCAGUCUCUGUUGUAUGCAUCCCAAGUAUUUCAAUGGGGAUUUUGUAACUCACAGCACAGGUCAACUUGUAAUCCAUCAGCUGUGAGUAAAGAAAACAAGAUCAAGUGUAAAUACUAGUCGAUAAGGGUAAUUUUGAUUUUCUGUAGGUCUUUUUAGUUAUCAGGAACGUUAACUUGACCCAAUGUAAUCCACUUCUGAAAUCAAUGUACAUGUCAAUGUAAUCUCAAAACUUAGAAUUCUGUUGCAAAGGAUUUCCAGUCCCUAAGCAAUUUGAUAUAUCAUGUGUUUUCUUUCCUGA